AUGGCCAAAGGGAGAAGAAGCCCAAUCCUGUUCUGUAACGAAUCUAAUGGAGGCAAUGAUAAUAACAACCGCCCUCAAGAUCAUCUAGCUACGAUUCCGGUUUCCCCGAAUGUAUCGCCUUCAUUUACACCGGUACCUAGUUCGAAAACUACAUCCUGCUCCGAUGCGGACAGAUGGCCGGCCUGGGAUCCGACCUUCUGGCCAACCACCGCCGCCAACGGCACGGCGCUGGGAGAAGCAGCAAACACACGCAAUCCUGCUGGUGCGCCAAGCGGUCUCCCAACUACGACGCCAGCGGCCGCGACUCCUACCACCACUGAUGAUGACGACGACGAGGCCCAUCCCUUGACAAGAGACCAGAAGAUUGUGCUGGGGACUGGGUUGGGCGUUGGCGGAGCCGCUCUCCUUGAUAUCAUCACUUUGUGGCAUAUGUGCAGAAGCGGGAGAUAA
Pseudomassariella vexata is the source of this 450-nucleotide messenger RNA. RefSeq lists its product as uncharacterized. The record is from RefSeq and is a predicted model, not a curated record. Lineage: Eukaryota; Fungi; Ascomycota; Sordariomycetes; Amphisphaeriales; Pseudomassariaceae. The transcript has a single exon. The coding region runs from base 1 to 450 and encodes 149 amino acids.